GAGGCACCCAUGGCUCCAUCUCUGUCCAUGAGUCUGUCACCAAGCACACCUUCCCGGAGACUCUGUGGGGCUUGUGUGUUCUGUUCUUCCUUCAACAGAGGGAGUUAAAGAAUUUCACUUCUUUGGAGGCAGUGACAUGGCUGUCUCAGCUCUGGUUUCAUCCAGAUACAUCUACAAUCCUUCUUCCAGACUUUCCCUAGGCUGGCACGCCCUGCAGGGAGAGGAGGCCACAAGUUACAGAUUCUUCAACAAUGAGAUGGGAGAAAUCUCUGAAGGAGUCUCCAGUCAGAGUGGGAAAGGCCAGGUGGUGACUGCAGUUCAGGGUGGGAAUGCCGGAGUCUACACCUGCCAGUACUCAAGAGAGGAAUCUGGGGAGAAGAUCCUUUCUGGAGACAGCAAUUCCAUCCAGAUACCAGUAGUAGAUUCUCUGCUCCCCCCUAAACUCUCGUUGGACCCUCUCUAUGCCUUCUAUUUCCAAGGGGAACACGUGACCCUCAGAUGUUCAGCUCCUCUGGGGCAGAAGGGAGAAGGAUACAGAUUCUUCAAGCAAAGUGGGGAGCAGAUUGUUGAGGUUUUUCCACACCACAAAAGUAAUGACCAGUUCUUCAUAACAGCUGAGCUGGGGGAUGCUGGUAUCUACAUCUGUGAGUACUGGAGAUGGGAAUCUGGGCGAAUGAUUCCAUCCAGGACAAGUGACCCUGUGUCCAUAUCAGUGUCAGACUCCCCAGUGAGACCCCGGCUCACUGUGACACCAGACCAUCCCAUCUACAUGACAGGAGAAUCCAUAACCCUAAUGUGCUCAGCUCCUACAAAUGCUACCGUAUUAGGGUUUAGGUUUUUCAGGGAUGGACAAAACACUGGUUCACCUCUGGGCAAUGGCUCUGCUCAACUACCUCUUUUGAGAAUGGAGAUAGAGGAUGCUGGAUCAUACACCUGUGACUUCUGGGGACCAGAAGCAGUCCAGGAGAUCCCAUUGGAGCAGAGUGCACCUGUACAAAUCAUACUGAUAGAUGCUUAUACCCCACCAAUGCUGAUCAUGGAUCCUCCAUCUAAAGUGGUGAGUGAAGGGUACCCCCUGUCCUUCACUUGUAUAGCUCCUUGGAAGACUGAAGAGACAAGUUUUCACUUCUACAAGGAUGGAACCAAGAUUGUCCCUGGAAAUACCAGGUCUGAAAUGAGCAGCACAGAGCGCUGGCCCAGAAACGUGUUUAAAAUCCCUGAGGUGGGUCUCAACAUUAGUGGAGAAUUCACCUGUAUGUAUGAGGAGAACAUGAGCGGGAGAUGGAUCUCAUCACCCUGGAGCCCAGCUGUAAAUGUCACUGUGAUUGCCUCCAGCAGAGUGCACGCACUUUUCUGGCUUCGAUCGCUGGUGGUGGGAGCAUCUUUCUUCAUUAUCAACAGUCUCAUCUUCCUCAUCUUUCACUGCUGCCUAUAGAAAUAAGGCCACCAGUGAACUUGUGGACAAGAAGUUCCCUAUCUUGGAGGCCCAAAUGCAUGGGUCUUCCCCGUAGAAACCGGAAUCUGUGGCCUGGAAGACUCGCAUCUGAGAGCAGCUGGUUUUGAAGGGUUUUGAGGGCAAGGCUUGUCACAGCUCAGCAACCUCAGUACUUUUAGUGACUUGUUGAAUGGUAGUCAUUCUGGGAUGGGUGGUGGAAGCGAUUUAUAACAAGACAAGAAUGCUGUACCUGAGAGCUAGAAUCCUGUUAACCACCGAAGUGGCAGAAGCUCAGCUCUGUGAUGGGGUACUGGGGUCAGCACUGUCUUCCAGGGGACACCACCUUUUAUUAAAUCCAACCCUGUGCAGCACAGGGCCUCCUGGCACCACUCUGGUGCAUUUGGAAUCAGCACUGACCCUGAAAGGAAAGCACUAACUACUGAGACCUCUACCUGAUGCCCAGCAAAAGAGUGCUCCCUAGGACCAUGCCAGGGUACUUGAGCCAGCAAGGGAACAAAGGUCACUCUUAGACCCCCCUCAUUUCCCCCUAGCCACUUGCAUCCCCCAGUAUUGUACUGAGGCAAGGGGAAGCCCUGAGUGCAAGAGAAGAGUGCCCUUUACUGCGUCACUUCAAUUCCAUGUUACCUCUUUGUUCCAUUUAGUGACUGGAAUCAAAUCAUUGCAACCCACCAAUAUGGCUGAGCCCUGGGAGGUCCAAUUUGUCAGAGGACAUUGAUAGAGAUGCAUCCGGCUCUAAAAACAACUGGGCUUGACUGAUAGAGAUGCAUCCGGCUCUAAAAACAACUGGGCUUGACUGAAUGGGCAUUGCUUUUUUGUUGUUUUAGGUUUCCAAGACUUGCUGGAAAUGUUUAGGCAGCUCCUUUCCCUGUGGUAAUAAGGCAAUAAAGGAUUUGAGAAAAU
Messenger RNA from Alligator mississippiensis (American alligator), 2356 nucleotides. RefSeq names its product peroxidasin homolog. The coding region runs from base 137 to 1435 and encodes 432 amino acids. The transcript is spliced from 7 exons. The record is from RefSeq and is a predicted model, not a curated record. Lineage: Eukaryota; Metazoa; Chordata; Crocodylia; Alligatoridae.